Fusarium sp. VM40 is the source of this 564-nucleotide messenger RNA. The record is from the annotation of a GenBank genome assembly. NCBI's taxonomy places the organism in Eukaryota, Fungi, Ascomycota, Sordariomycetes, Hypocreales, Nectriaceae.
AUGUCCAUCCGUCAACGUCUUUCUAUAAGUCGACCUCGCUCACCCGGAGCCCCUCUUCAGCUAACCAUCGGCGUUUGCACACCGCACACCGAAGACGGACCCAGUCACUGGGUUCUAAUGCUUGCACAACGAGACGCCGAGUACGCGACCUGGUAUCACGCAACCGGCGGUCCCAGCGUCGGCGAACCGUGGCAAGUGGUGAUCGAAGAGGGACGACUAAAUAGUUGGGCUGUAGACACUCGCUACAAGGUCGCAGAGAUCUCAGCAGGACGCAGGAGGUCAGUCAGGGCUUCAGCGAAGAAGAUCCCAGGUAAGUUCUGCCAAGACUGGGUGUUUGAUGUCAUCGGGGACUUGGAGAAGCAGGAGGUUGUGCCUGAGGGCUCGCAGAACAGGAUUGCUGAGUUUCUCGAAGAGGAUCCUUAUGCAUAUGCGACACCAGAGGUGGAAGGGCAAGGCAGUGAAACUUCUGAUGGUAAGAGUGAGAGUAAAAGUAGCUGGAAGAAGCUUUGCUUCUCUAAACCUGCUUCGCCAAAGUUACCAAGCCUUGGAUGUUUUUCUGAUUAA